Molecule: messenger RNA, 972 nt
Organism: Mangifera indica (mango)
Lineage: Eukaryota; Viridiplantae; Streptophyta; Magnoliopsida; Sapindales; Anacardiaceae
Product: fasciclin-like arabinogalactan protein 12
Exons: 1
Coding region: 65-796 (243 amino acids)
Source: RefSeq, a predicted model, not a curated record
UAUUAAUUCAUCCAAACUUUUUUCAAAUUCCAUUCUUCUUCCAUUAAAGUUAAAUACUACAAAGAUGAUCAUGAUGAAACCUCUAUUCUAUUUAUCACUAAUUAUCCUCUUUUUUAUACAUUUCAGCACAACUGUUGCCCAGCCAGCUGCAGCUCCAGCACCAUCAGGCCCAACAAACGUCACAAAAAUACUCGAAAAAGCUGGCCAAUUUUCGCUUCUCAUCCGGCUCAUGAAGGCCACUGCAGUUGCUGAUCAGAUCGAUCACCAACUCAAUGACACAAACAAUGGCAUGACCCUCUUUGCGCCCAGUGAUAACGCCUUCAAUAGCCUCAGCACGGGCACUCUCAACUCCCUAAGCGAUGAACAAAAGAUGGCAUUGGUUCAGUUCCAUGUAAUUCCCACAUACAUUUCGCUCUCUCAGUUUCAAACUUUGAGCAAUCCAAUCAGCACAAACGCCGGAGAUAGUAGCCGAUACAAAUACCCGCUUAAUGUCACCUCUUACGGCAAUAGUGUGAACAUAUCCACAGGUAUUACCAACACGAGCGUGUCUGGCACCGUAUAUACUGACGGCCAAUUUGCUGUUUAUCAAGUUGACCAAGUGCUUCUUCCUUGGGAUCUUUUCGGUGCUAAGCCUCCGGCACCGGCACCUGCACCAGCAAAUCCUAAAAAGAAAAAGGCUGAUGAUGUUGAUGACACUACAUUGGCCGCCUCUGGUGACUUGAGUAUCAAGGUAGCCAUGCAAAAUGUGGUAUUGUUCGGGCUUGCUAUGGUUGCAGCAACAAUGUUUUCUCUAUGACAAUAAAAGAAAAUUUAGUAAUUAAGCUGUGAUUUAUUCAAAUUGAGCGUUGGUAUUGAAAAUCAAUCGAGAUGGUGAGUGUUCUUCUGUUUUAUUUUUUCUGUUUUCCAAUCUCAUGUUGUAUGAUAUUGCUUGUUUGUCAUUUCUUAUAAGGUUGAGUUUUGAAGUUUCUUUUA